Molecule: messenger RNA, 1928 nt
Organism: Magallana angulata
Lineage: Eukaryota; Metazoa; Mollusca; Bivalvia; Ostreida; Ostreidae
Product: synaptotagmin-15-like
Exons: 8
Coding region: 398-1456 (352 amino acids)
Biological process (GO): regulation of dopamine secretion; cellular response to calcium ion; calcium-ion regulated exocytosis
Cellular component (GO): membrane
Molecular function (GO): clathrin binding; calcium-dependent phospholipid binding; syntaxin binding
Source: RefSeq, a predicted model, not a curated record
UUACCUGUCUUAUUUUGUUUCUUAACCUGGUUAUAUCCACUUCAUGUACAGCGGUUCGUUGCCGGGGCAGAAAAAGUCUGAGGAUUGCCGAUCGGUUCUGCCCAGUAGAGACCGUAAACGCCAUCAAGUUACUCUCGUUUUGUCGCUAAUUACUUCUAAUGUCAUUAUUAUCUAAUCUCGCGAGAACAACUGCCAAUAUUCGCCCUUUAAUGUGUUUAAUUCCAGAAGUUCUCAAAGCGUUAAGUUGCAGAGCCGGGUUUUGAGAGAGUUGACUUUGCUUUGUCUGGAAGGUUUUAAAGGGGUUUUUUUUUGUGAGUGAACGCUGUUAAGUGUCACUGACAAGUUUCACCUGUGAGUCUGACGAACAUUUCCGCGCUUCAGGGACAUAGGGGCUGCUAUGAAUCGUAUGAAACAGAUUCCCUUCACAGUCCCCACCCAGGCUACUCUGACCAGGAGGAUGGAGAGGGGCUCCUCGGAGGAGUUCCGGUCCCAGAGUGGGGGGUUGUCAGAGCCUACCUCACCCCUCAACGUCAAACGACCGUCAGUGGAGAUCCCAGGGGCCUACGCCCUGGGCUCCAUCGACCCCAGCCUCUACAAGAUAGUGGACGAGGAUGACGACUACGAGAUCCCCCUGGAUCACAUCGGCAGGGUGUGGUUCGCCGUGGAGUACGAGCGGGAGACAGAGAAACUGCUGGUGACACUAAUGAAGGCAAAGAACCUCCCCACACGACAGUACGGCAACAACAGCAGCUGUGACCCCUUCAUCAGAUUGUACCUAAUGCCGGAUGAGCGCCGGUAUUUACAAUCCAAAUUCAAAAAGAAGACCUGUAAUCCCAAGUUUGAAGAAAGUUUUGUAUUUCAGGUGUCUUACAGGUCGUUACAGGACCGAGUCCUGAAGAUCACAGUUUAUGACGUGGACCGUCACCGACGUCAUAAUGUGAUAGGUCACGCCCUCUACCCGCUCAAGGACCACGGCGCCGAGAGUAACGAGCGACUCGUCAUCUGGAGGGACCUCGAAAGGGAAGUAACUGAGUCUACGGCCGACAAAGGCGAGCUUCUGGUGGCUCUGUGUUACAACAAUCAUCUGGAGCGCCUGACGGUGGGGGUACUGGAGGCCAGGGACCUCAAAUACGAAAACCAACCCAGUGAUACCUAUGUAAAAGUGUGUGUUCUUGUUCAAAACAAAGUGUUAAAAACCAAGAAGACGGAAGUUCUGAAGAAAACAGACAGUCCAAACUAUAAUGAAUCGUUUACGUUGAAACUUCCGGUAACCAGCUUGGACGCCGCCAGUCUAAGUCUAACCAUCAUGCAACAUUCCAGCGGUCAUAAAGAUAAAAUAAUAGGCAGAGUGAUUUUGGGGUCUUUCAUGUUUGCCAGAGGUAAAGAGUUGGAUCAUUGGAACGAGAUGGUGGCCAAUCAAAGGGAUCAAGUGACCCAGUGGCACGGACUGGUCUGAGUGUCCGUGUGUCUGGUUGUCCGUGUGUCUGAGUGUCCGUGUGUCUGGUUGUCCGUGUGUCUGUGACACCCAGACUGACCGGGGGCGGGCUGAAUCAAUCUGUCUGUACUAUACAAAGAGUGACACGAACUGGUAGCCUUUUGGUCGUGUGUUUGUGUAACAGAAUGUGAUUGUCCGUUUGUCUGUGUCAACUGCUUUAACAAUCCAUCUAUUGCCUUUGCUGUUUAUGAGGAAUUAUGGUUACAGUUCAUGAGGACAUUAUCAGACUGUCGAGUUUGAUUCAUCCUCCAUACCUUGAUUUAUUGAGUGAGAGUGAAUCAGACAGUUUGUGUCCAUGUAAUCGUCCAUGUUUGGGAUUUCGUCAUCAGCAAAUUUAACUGUUGUAAUAUGAGACACUUCAUAAUCAUGUUAACCAUACGUGUAUAUCAGUUAUUAUUCUCACGACAAUAAAAAAAAUGUUUGCAUAAAUACA